Messenger RNA from Fomitiporia mediterranea MF3/22, 988 nucleotides. Its product is annotated as PDT-domain-containing protein. The coding region runs from base 53 to 988 and encodes 311 amino acids. The record is from RefSeq and is a predicted model, not a curated record. NCBI's taxonomy places the organism in Eukaryota, Fungi, Basidiomycota, Agaricomycetes, Hymenochaetales, Hymenochaetaceae. Gene Ontology annotation, biological process: L-phenylalanine biosynthetic process. Gene Ontology annotation, molecular function: chorismate mutase activity; prephenate dehydratase activity. Gene Ontology annotation, cellular component: cytoplasm. The transcript is spliced from 5 exons.
GGUUUUGGACUGCGAUAUCGCUUGUCACGUUUUUGCAAGUUGUUGACGACGAAUGCCGUUUAUUCAAGACACUGGUGCAUCGUCUCGGUUUAAACGCACGACUAGCGAGACACCGAUGAGGGUCGCUUUUCUGGGCCCAAGGGGUACUUAUUCUCAUCAGAUUGCAUUCAACCACUUCGGCCAUGAUGUUGAAUAUGUUCAGAAGGAAACUAUAUCAGAUGCAUUCCAUGCAGUUCCUUCAGAGGCUUCAAUUGCCGUAAUUCCUGCUGAAAAUUCUAUAUUCGGAGCCGUUAUUGAAUCACUCGAUCUUCUUCGACUACCAGAAGUAGGAAAAACCAAGUUCAUUCGGGGAGAAGUAACUCUACAAGUUCAACACUGCCUUCUGGUUGCUCAAGGAACGAAGCUAGGCGAUGUCAAACAGGUUCUCAGUCAUGAACAAGCAUUAGGCCAAUGCAACUCAUAUCUAAAGGAGCAUUUGCCGGAAGCUGUGGUAACGAAAACGCCGUCGACAGCAGCAGCGGCAGAGGCGAUUCUUACGGAACCCUUGAGACAGGUUGCCGCUGCGAUAUGCUCGGAAGUGUGCACGGUUGUGUACCCGGGCCUCGAGCUAUUAGAGAAAGGAAUCCAGAGUGAAAAGAAUAAUUUCACGAAAUUCUGGAUAACAGCCGACUCCUCGUCUCUGGUUCCAGAUGUAGAGUCCGAAGAAUCCCGCGCUCUCUUACGAAUAUCCUCAGAUUCUGAGAAGGCUAUAGGUCUCGCGCCUGUGAUAACAGAACUUAACUUGGUCGUUCGACAUAUAAACAGAAGGCCUUCUAUUCAGUGCACCCCGUUCCAUGACGUUUAUAUUUUGGAGGUGUCAAAAUUGCCACACACGUCAACACGAACCAAUUCCGGCGAACAGAUACAUUCAUGGGUAGACGAGGUGGAAGCUGCAUUGGGGCGCGUUCGUGAUUUGGGUUGGGAGGGUGGUUGUUUGGGGACUUGGUAG